AUGGUGCGGCCUCAAUCAACUCGCGCUCUCGCGCGACUUCAAAACACUGGCCAGAUCUACCAGAAGGGCACGUCUGCAGAUGCUCUGCUCAAGCGUCUCAAGGUCAGUACGUCUUACGCAGCAAUGAUGGCUUCAAUACUCAAUUGACCUUUCGCUCUCACCAUAGGCUCUUCAAAAAGAACUGUCAGAGAUGGAGCAGGAGCAGGUUGAUCUGAGCUCGCUCAAUCCCCUCUGCAAGCAGCUCAUCGCCAAUCCACUCGUGCACCACAAAGUCGAUGCCGUCAAAGGCUCGGUCGCUUGCUGUCUUGCAGACUUGCUCCGCUUGUACGCACCACAAGCACCGUACACAGGCGCAGAAUUGCGCGUGAGUAGAUAGACUGCACCUUCGAUUAGGCGAGAGGUUCGAGAAGUGGUUCGCAUGACCCCAAUCUGACCCGGCCCGGCUCUCGCCCCUCCUCCACUUCAGGACAUCUUCGCAUUCUUUAUAGAUCGACUCACAUCUCCCAAAGGCGGCCUCAGCAAUCCAAGCAGUCCGCUGUACCCGGAUACAUUCUACUUACUGGAGAGCUUAAGCAACGUCAAAAGCAUCACGCUCGUUGCUGAUCUUCAUGGAGCGGACGAGAUGAUGACUGACCUCUUCCGAGGGUUCUUCGAGUUGAUCAGGUAGGUGGGCAACUCCACGCUACCGCUUGUGCGGUGACCAUAUGUCUGACCUUGACUCAAAUCACAGGCCAGAGACGACGAAGAACGUCGAGAUUUGUAUGGCGGACAUUCUCGUCCAGCUAAUCGACGAAUGUCUCAAUGUGCCGCAGGAGGUGCUGGAGAUCCUCAUUGCGUCGUUCCACUCGAAGGCUGAGGUACGUCCGAACGGGGCUUUGAGGGCUCGACUUGGCUGACUUUCUCCCUUCUCCUCCUUCCCGCCACAGAAAGCAAACCCUGCCGCUCACCAGCUGGCGGUCGAGAUUUGCGACGCCACCAAGGAUCGACUCCAGAAGCACGUGGCUCAGGUAUGUAGGACGUGCCGGAUUUUGAACCUGUAGAGCAGGUCGCUCAUACGAUCGCUCUGGGUUGCCAAUGCCACAGUACUUCAGCGAGAUUCUGGUUUCAGUUUCAGAGGAAGAUGAUGUGCAGGACAAGGAGAAAUCUCUCAGAAACGCGCAUCUCCUAGUCGCGCAGAUCAACCGUGCGGUCCCGGCCCUUCUCUUGAACGUCAUCCCUGCACUCGAACAAGAGUUGCGGACCGACGAUACGACAGCGCGCAGCAUUGCAAUCAAGACGCUUGGUCAAAUGUUUGCCGAGACGACUGCGAAGACAGGCGGCGGCGGAGACCUAGCCCGCAAAUACGCAUCAACCUGGAGAGAAUGGCUUGCCCGCGCAAACGACAAGCACCCGACGCUGCGCAUUGCUUGGACAGAGGCGGCUGGGCCGCUGUUCGCCAAUCAUCCGGAGCUCCGUGUUGAUCUGCGCGUUGCUGCGCAGAACAAGCUCGCUGAUCCUGAUGAGCGUGUUCGAGCGUCCAUGGUCAAGGUGUUGGGGAGCACCGACUACGAAACUGCGUUGCACCACGUCGAUUGCGAGAUUUGGCAGGAAAUCGGGAAUCGCUGUCGAGACAAGAAAGCGAGCGUCCGACAGCAUGCAUUCGACGCUUUGGGCCGCAUCUUUCGACUUGCGCGCGGAGAGCUAGAAUCCAGGGACCCGAGCGCGAUCAAGCAAUUCGGCUGGAUACCAAGCUGCGUGCUGAAAGCUAGCUUCGUGGGUGGUCGAGAGAUUGAUAGUCUGGUGGCAGGGACGCUGGACCGUCACAUUCUUAGGUUGCCGGCGUCCGUUGGUGAUGCUGAGGAUGCAGAAAGGUGGACCAGCAGAUUGCUACUGGUCAUGUCCCACUUGGAGGAUGACCGCGCUCGCAAAGCGCUCAUUCGCCACUCCAACCUCAGAAAGGUACGCGAACCAUUCGUACAAUUCGUGAAGGCAUGUGAGGACUACAAUGCCGGCAUCAUUGACAACGACGAAGCGGCCAUCAAGCUGCGCAUGGCAACCAGUAUCAAGAAGAUUUCAUCACUCAUGGCCGACCCACCUCACGCCACUUCUGACCUUCAUGCCUUCGCCAAAGCUAAUGAUAACCGGACCUACAGGCUUCUCCGCAGUCUUUUGGACGCUCAAAGCGAUCUCAAAACCCUUGUCAAGGUCCGCAGCGAGCUCACCUCACGGCUGAAAGACACACAGCCCGGUGUGACGGGAACGAUGGAUCAGCUCUUGCGAAUGUCGUGCCUCUUCUUGGUCAACAAAAGCACAGUACCGACGUUGUUAAAGCGUUUGGAACACAGUGGCUAUUCCAACACCGAGAGCCAGGUGGCUGCAGUCCAUGACGCAGACGAGACAAUGCGCACCACCGAGGCGAUGGAUGCGCGCCAGACAGAGGCGCAAGCUUGCCGCCGCGACUGCCAAUUUUUGCUUCGCGAGAUCUCCAAGGCUUGCCCGCAGCUUUACUCGGCGCAUGUCCCUCUGCUUCUCAAAGCCCUCAACGUGCAAGGCUGCGACGCGCUGUUGACAGAAAGCCUUCGCGCCCUUGGAGCCCUCGCGAAUGUAGAGCCAGCAACUGUGGUGGCAGACCGGAAAGUCGUUGAACGUGUUCUUCAUUUGGUCCGCAGUGGCACUGUGCUGCAAUCAAAGUACGCUGCGCGUCUCCUGGCUGUGCUAGGAGCCAGUCCUUCAAAGUCCAAGGUUGACAAGUCGACAACCUCAGUCGUCGACAACAGGACCAGGUCGAUUGCCCAUGCAAGCUUGGAGCAGUUGGCUGAAGAGCUCACCCGGCGCCUUGGGAAAAGUGUUGGAGAGCGUCUGGUCGCAGAUCUUGCCGCACUGGGUCAGAUCGUCAAGUACGCCAGCGAGACUGCUGCGGAUGUGGGCGACGCUAUCGUCAAAACCGUGCUCACCGGCAUUUUGAUGAAGCCGUGGGGCAAGGACAACGUGGAGGAUGUCAAGGGCGAGGAUCAGCUCGAAGCAUGGGUCGAGGACGAGGAGAUGACAGCAGACUUGCGAGCUAAGUUGCUUGGCCUCGAUCUUCUGAUGAAGCGCUGCGUCGCUUUUGCGAACGCAGAAGGCGUCACGGACGUGGCCAUGCCGGUGUUCAGACUUCUCUUCGCCACGCUCAUGGAGGGCGAGCCCCGUAAAUUGGGCGCUCCCCCUGCUGCCAAGAGUCGGAUGCGCUUGCAAGCAUCACUCUGCGUGCUGAAGAUGGCACGCGUGGAAGCUCUGGAAGCCUUCAUCAAGCGCGAAUUCACCGAGCUUGCGCUUGUCAUCCAGGACCCAUGCUUCCAGGUGCGCCAAACUUUCCUGCACAAGCUGCUGAAAUAUCUGCGCUUCAGACGACUUUCUCCUCGAUUCAACGCCAUACCCUUCUUGGUGGCUUUCGACCCAGAAAAGGAGAAUCAGGACAUGGUGGUCAAUUACGCUCAGAGCAUGUACCAGCCCAUGCCGCCCGAAUUGCGUGUGAAGCACUUUGAUGUCUCUUUUGUGCGAUUUCUGCACCUUCUCGCCCACCAUCCGGACUUCUCUCGAGAGCGUUUAGACGAAGUUGUGGACCUUGGAAAAUACAUCGACUUUUGGCUGGAUAGCCUCGGCACUUCGCAAAAUGUCAGCUUGCUCUACUACUUGUCUACUCGUCUCAAGGGUAUCCGCGACACCGAGAGUCCUGGGCACUCGGACAACCUGUACUGUCUCAGUGAGCUUGCUCAGCUUUACAUCAAGCUGCGAGCCAACCGAGAGAAUUGGACAAUUUCCAGCUACCCGGGAAGAGUCAACUUGCCAUCGGACAUCUUUAGACCUCUUCCAAGUCGUGAGGUCCAAAAGGAGGUGAGUCAACAUCAUGACGUGCUCCCUGCACUCCUUGCUCACGCUUGGCAGCACCACUCUAGGUGUACGAACGCGUCUUUCUGCCAGACACGAUGGUCUCCGCCCUCACUGAGAAGUAUGCAUCGUCAGGAUCCAAGGUGAGCAACUGAUCAAGCGAAGCCUAGCAUUACAACGACAGGGCUGACCAGACCCCUUGCGUGCUUCCCUAAGCAGAAGCCUCGUGUGCCCAAGGCACCCAAGAUUCGGAAGCCGGCCACGCAACGUGAUGUCACGAAGCCCAAAAAGAAGCGCGCCCGGAAGGAUGAUGGUGAUGAGGACGGUGGGGCGACCACGUCGGGUGCGUCAGAUAUCGAGAACAAUUCUGACGACGACUUGAGUUCUGCGGAAGAGGCAGAAGCCGCAGAUGGAGCUGAAGGGGGAGGCAGGGGCGCCCGCUCGAAGCGCAAGAAAGAGCAAGCUGUGCGCGCGAGGAACGAAGCCAAACGGGCCAAGAAAGCUGCCGGCGUCUCGAGGAGAACGGAGAGUGAUGGCGAUUCUUCGGAGCUCAGCGAUGAAGAGGAAUAA
This is a messenger RNA of Ceraceosorus bombacis, 4416 nucleotides long. NCBI's taxonomy places the organism in Eukaryota, Fungi, Basidiomycota, Exobasidiomycetes, Ceraceosorales, Ceraceosoraceae. The record is from the annotation of a GenBank genome assembly.